UGUCAAAACAAAACUGUCGUAUUAGUUGUGUGUUAUUUAUUUUCUAUGUUUAUCGCUAAAUUGUGUGUUCAUCUUUUGGAAAUAUUUUAUAACAUCCUUCACCUAUGUUAAUGGUGAAAAAUGUUAAAGUUUGGUUCAAAACAUGAUAGCAAUAUUGUAUAUAAGUGCACUGUGAGACUUCUUGAAGACACAGAAAUACUGGAAUGUGAAUAUAAGCUCUGUCAUAAAGGAAAAUAUUUAUUGGAAUAUGUAUGUCGGCAAUUGAAUCUAGUAGAACAGGAUUAUUUAGGUUUACGAUAUGUGGAUUCCCAAGAUCAGAGACACUGGUUGGACUUAGGGAAAUCAAUUUGCAAACAAGUAAAAGAUCUUGACCCGGUUUUAUUUAGUUUUCGUGUGAAAUUCUAUCCACCAGAUCCAUUUCGACUUAAAGAAGAAAUAACUCGCUACCAAAUAUUUCUACAAUUAAAAAGAGAUUUAUUGCAUGGUCGUUUGUACUGUGGCUCAAAUGAGGUUGCUAUGUUGGCUGCACUUAUUUUACAAGGGGAACUUGGAGAUUAUAAUCCUGAAAUUCAUAUAGGAAAUUAUGUGACUGAUUUUAAAAUUCUUUUGAAACAAACAGAAGCAAUAGAAGAGAAGGCAAUGGAAAUUCAUCAUAAACAGCUUAAAGGUCAAAGUCAAAGUCAAGUAGAAAAUACAUUUUUAAAGUUAACUUGCCAACUGGAUACAUAUGGAGUCGAUCCUCACCCUGUGAAAAGCUUGUUCCAGGAUCAUAAAGGCACUCAACUUUAUUUAGGAAUUAAUUAUAGUGGUAUCUUAACAUUUCAAGGGAGUCGAAAAACACACCAUUUUAGGUGGCCAGACAUUCAAAAAAUUAAUUAUGAAGGAAAAAUGUUUAUUAUACAUCUUAAUUAUAAUGAUAAGAAGCAUACGGUUGGUUUUAAAUGCCCAUCUGGAGCUGCCUGUAGACAUGUAUGGCGUUGCGCCAUUGAACAAAUGUUGUUUUUCACUUUGCCAACUAGUUCAGAUGCACCCUCGGUGGUAACAGGAGGUGGUUUUUUCUCAUGGGGAACAAAGUUCAAGUACACUGGUCGAACAGAACGAGAAAUUUUAGAAGAUACAGGUUCUCCCACCCGAGAUGAACCGAAUAUUCAACGAUCUUCGAGUAUUAGGCGAAAAGCUUCUAGUGUACCUGCAACUCCUUCUACUCCACUACAACCACAUUUAGGUUAUAGUAGUUUACCCAGAUCUAGUCAUUCAGAUGUGGGCGUAUCGCAUAUGGAAUCUAGUAGUAGUACAGGGUUACUGUCUGGUUUAGAUGGUAAUCCUUCCCAAGCUUACAGUGAUGUCGCUGCCUUAGAAACCGUAUCCGAAGAUCAAGAAGCAAUAGGUGGUACGAAACUUCGUACCACAGUGUUAAAAGAUGAUUCCAUGGAGCGUUUUAGUGAAUACUAUUUCCGUGAUUCUUUUGAACAUUCAUCAUCCGAAUCUCAAUUAAUUGACAACAGUUACCGCGGAUACGAUACUACGAAUCCAUCUCAUCGUUCAAGUCGCAGCCAAACGCCAUUGUCUCAUUCUCAGGUAGAUGGGCGAAUUUGCCUGCCAAAUGUAACACAUGAUAUACAAAAUAACACUAAAAAGUGUAAAAAAUUUAAUGUGAUAGGUGCUUUCAUACCUACUGUUGUACUUGUAACAGUAUUUGUACUUAUGGCAACAAUAAUCUUAUUAGAAACAGAUUAUGAAUUAUUCAAUACUUUUAGAAAUAUACCUGAAAUGGUAGCCCUAAAGUACCAGGUUUAUGAACCAGUGAAACAAUAUUUUCGUAAUAAAAUGUCGAUUUUAUUUUAAAUUGAUUACUUAAUGUGUACUUUUGUUAUAUUAGAUAUGUUGUUUUACACAAAUUUUAUAAAAUACACUUGUAAAUAGAUGGUGUUAUUUUAAAUUAACGAUGGAAAAAAUAAUCAAGCUUUAACCAGUAGGUGCUGAAAAAUUAUUGGCCCUACUUAGGUCAUACUCAACUUUUAAAAAUGACACGUAUACAUAUUCCAUAAUACAUGAAGGUAGCUAUUUAUAGUAGGUGCAUACUACUAUACUAAAUCAUAUACUGUAACCAAGUCAAAAAAUGAUCAUAUUUAGAAAAAUGGGAGCCAUUAAGGCGCAAUACCUUUCAAAUUAAUUUACUAUACUGUUUGUUCCAUUCACAUUUAAUCCAAUCUAUUUCAAUUUGUAGUUAAGACUUUUUUUCAGAUGCAUUUGCUGGAUUUAAAAAUGUAGGAACAAUUUAGUUUAGUUUAAAGGCAAUUAGCCAAAGGUUUAAUUAAACAUACCUAAUAGUUCUUCGAUUCAUCAUUUUUAGAGUAGUUGUAGUAUACUUAGAGUUAAAAUUUUUGUUACAAUUUAAGCUUUAAUUACUUGUACGAAAUUUACGUGUUAUUAUCCAAACUACGUUAUUUUUAUCUGUGGAAAACAUUCCAGUUUUUAUAUAAAGUGUUAUUUUGUCUUUAGCUGCAAUUAAUGUUUACUGUGUUUUUAUACCGUGUUAUUUAUUACAUACUUUUAAGUUUUAUACGUAAACUAUUAAAAUCACUGAAUUUUUUAUGAAAAGGCAUUUCAUUAAUUAAAAAAAAAAUCCAAUUCUUUAUUCCCUUUCGGUUAAACUAUUAAAAUACUAAUGAUGUCCUUUUAUUGUAACCUGUUAUUUGCCAAAUAAUAUAUUUUCUAAUAAAUCGUUGAGCAGCAAACUACUGAUAGGUGGUAAAAUAGAAUAUUAAGAAUUUUAAUCUUUAGUAUUUAUUUCCUAUGUAACUUAAGAAAUCUGUGAUCUUUUAUCAAUCUGCUGCUUUAGAGUACUUGAAAUAAAUGUACAAAUUAAAAUCCACAAGAAAGUUCAAUCAAAACCUAAUCUAUUUUUUAUUUUGGAUAAAAAGCAUUUUCAGUAUGAUUAUUUUAAUUAUGACAACUGUUAACCAUCGCUUGUUACCAUAACAUAUUAUAUUUUGAAAUAAGCAUAUUUCCUUGCAGCUCAAGUUUGAGAGUCAUUGAAUCAAAAUAUUUUUAUAUUUCAUAAUAUUUUGAAGGGGCCAUAAUGUAUUCUAAACGUAUUUAAGAUUUUCUGUUUGCAGUCCAACCUCUGUUAGAACUUACCAACAAAAGAAAAAGAGAUAAGAAACAUGUACCUAUAUGUUAAAAUUGUACUAAUAAUUUUCUACAAAGCAACUUUUUGCCAAAUAAAACCUAAGUCAAUUA
Messenger RNA from Anoplophora glabripennis (Asian longhorned beetle), 3243 nucleotides. RefSeq names its product FERM domain-containing protein 5 (gene Frmd5). Gene Ontology annotation, cellular component: cytoskeleton. The record is from RefSeq and is a predicted model, not a curated record. Gene Ontology annotation, molecular function: cytoskeletal protein binding. The coding region runs from base 121 to 1845 and encodes 574 amino acids. NCBI's taxonomy places the organism in Eukaryota, Metazoa, Arthropoda, Insecta, Coleoptera, Cerambycidae. The transcript is spliced from 9 exons.